Aspergillus pseudonomiae is the source of this 1275-nucleotide messenger RNA. RefSeq lists its product as uncharacterized. The record is from RefSeq and is a predicted model, not a curated record. NCBI's taxonomy places the organism in Eukaryota, Fungi, Ascomycota, Eurotiomycetes, Eurotiales, Aspergillaceae. Bases 264 to 1097 code for a protein of 277 amino acids. The transcript has a single exon.
AGACGGCGACUCGGCGAGCCCUGGAACGAAGGACAGACCCUCUUCCAGAACCUCCUGAAAGGGCGAAUGGAAAGGCCAAAACACUUCAGGGGUAAAAACCAUUCAAAUUACGUCGCGCGUCACGUGGUUUCGCGUGAAGUCCAUUUCGCCAGGAUACAAUAUGUCGGAAAAUAUAGCAUCGUAAAUUGACUGGGCGUUACAGGUACAAAGCAAUUAUACUGAACUCCUAUUCUCCGUCUCCAUCCACGGGAUCCAGUCAUACCAUGUCUCUGGAUGGCGUGUUUCGAGCUCAGUCAUCCCACUCCACCGCCCCGUCGAUAUGGCGUUCCCGACGAGCCGUUGGAACUCGGCGACCGUGCAAUUUGAACUCGACCCAGCCGUCCCACGGUGGUGCGGCCAUAGUCUUCCUUAUUUGGACGAUGAUAUACACGGAUGACCCUAAUUAUGAUAUUGCGUUUCCGGUUUCAAUGGUUUCAGUGGAUCAGCCGCGAAGGAGGAUACACUAUACAACCAAUUGGAUUCGCGCCAUACCUGGCACCCGUAUUGUCGGGGCCUUUCGAUCUCGAUGUCCACAGUAUCUCCCAUCACCAUGGAAAUUCUUAGGUUGUUCAUGGAACAUUCCCCAUCUAGUCGUAACCCCGAGACCAGGGCCGACACGUCACGGUACAGAGUCGAUAGAGCUAUAUCGACGUCAUCAAUAUAUGUAUAUAUAUAUAUAUAUCUAUACAUGUAUGAAAUCCUCUUUCCCCAUGAGGGAAGGUUCAACCAGCCGACAUAUCUCCCAUUCAGCAAAAGAUGUAACCGACACAGAAAGCCCCCACCUAACCUCACUAGUCCUCGACAUGCAGGAAAAAUCAACCGCCGUGGAUCUCUCGACUCCCUAUCAUCACUACACUAAUGGGACUAGCGUUAGACUAGGAUUCAAUGAUACUCGCACCCAAUUGAGAAAUGUCUUUGAAGAUGGUCCUCGUGCCCCCCCACUUGAGUGCAGCUCACUGCCAGCCCUAACUCCUAUGGGGAUUCUGCACGAGCGCACGUCAAACAAUUCCACGCUGAAGAAACCCGUUGCCCAGGCUGGCCAAAGGAUACAGCUUUGAAAAGGAGAGGCGAAGGUCCAAAAAAAAAGAAAGUUUUUUAAAUCUUUAUAUUAUCAUUCAUAGCAGAUUAAUAAGAAAAGUAUAUCCCGCCCCGUCAUAAUUAAACUAUUAUUUCCCAGAUGACCACAGGGCUACUUCAUGCAUCUGUAGUUUUCCCUCUGCGGAGCGGGCCAAGCAA